Eruca vesicaria subsp. sativa (arugula) is the source of this 906-nucleotide messenger RNA. NCBI's taxonomy places the organism in Eukaryota, Viridiplantae, Streptophyta, Magnoliopsida, Brassicales, Brassicaceae. The record is from the annotation of a GenBank genome assembly.
AUGGCUGUUUACAAUCAAACAGAAACCCAAACAAUAACAAUAUCAAGGAAGAGGAAAUCAAGAACUAGAGCAGACGGUACAACGGUGGCUGAUAGACUAAAGAAGUGGAAAGAGUACAACGACUUUGUUAAUGCCACUUCUAUAAAACAAGGAGAGAAACCGAAACGUAAAGCUCCUGCUAAAGGGUCGAAGAAAGGUUGUAUGAAGGGUAAAGGUGGACCACAGAACUCUCAUUCCAGUUUCAGAGGUGUUAGACAAAGGGUUUGGGGUAAAUGGGUUGCUGAGAUUCGGGAACCUAACAAAGUAAGUAGGCUUUGGCUUGGCACUUUCCCUACUGCGGAAGAAGCUGCUUCUGCUUAUGAUGAAGCUGCUAUGGCUAUGUAUGGUCCAUUGGCUCGGCUUAACUUUCCUCAACAGUGUGUUGGCUCUGAGUUUACUAGUACGUCGAGUCAGAGUGAGGUGUGUAGGGUUGAAGAUAAGGCUUUUCUUAGUGGUGAUGUUUGUGUGAAGCAAGAAUCUAGACCAGUUAGUGAGAUUAAAGAUGUCAAGGAAGUAUGUGGUGAUGAACAUGGACAUGCGUAUACAAACCUGAAUCAGUUUGAUGCAUCUUAUUGGAGCAGACUAUCGAACGGAUUAGAGAAACCAAAGGAGGAACAAGAAGAAGUGAUACAGCCACAGCAGGAAUCAGAUAUGCUUACUGUUGGGGAUUAUGGUUGGCCUAGUGAUAUGCAAAACGAGCUGGGUUUUUGGGAUCUGGAUGAUUCUUUUGAUAUUGAUGCACUCCUUGGUGAAGAUCCGUGCCAAAACCAAAACCAGGUACACACUGGUGGUUAUGACUCACUUCCUUUUCAGCUGGAGCCACACCAUAGUCAUGAGUUGUUCGACUCGAGUUCUCUGGAUCUAUGA